AUGGACGAAAUUGAGAGACGGCGGAUUGAGUGUCUAUUAGAAAGCACAGAAGAAGAUGAUUUAUUAGGAGGCUUUUCAAGUGAUGAUAAUGAUAACAAUACACCAACAUAUGAACCUCAUGACCAAAAUACGGAUACAGAACAGUCAAUUUCUAGUGCAAGUUCUAUCGGAAAUAUUUCUAAUGAAUCAGAUUCUGAAUAUUCGUACCAUGAAUCUGACGAUGAUUUACCUAUAUCUAUGAGACGCAAAUUUUUUAUUGGAAAAGACGGAACAAAAUGGAAUAGAAAACCAAAUGUUCGUUGUUGGAUGUUAUUUUUUUCAAAUGAUAUGUUAGAGCAUAUAGUAAAAAUGACGAAUAUAUAUAUUGAAAAAGUUCGACCUAAUUACAAUAGAGAAAGAGAUGCUUCGGAAACAUGUGUUCGCGAAAUCAAAGCACUUUUGGGCAUAUUAUAUACAAUUGGAGCAAUAAAAUGUAAUCAUAGAUCCACUGAGGAUCUUUGGAAAAUAUAUGGGUGUGGAGUAGAUAUUUUAGCAUGUGUUAUCUCGGAGCAUAGAUUCCCUUUUUUACUUCGUUGUAUACCAUUUGAUGAUAUCCGAGGAAGGGACAUAAGAAAAAAAAUUGAUAAUAUGACUCAUAUUCGACAUAUAUUUGAUUUAUUUGUAAAUAAUUGUAAAAAUACAUAUACUGUUUCCGAAUACUGCACGAUUGACGAAAAAUUACAAUCAUUCAGAGGUCAUUGUUCUUUUAGAGUAUAUAUGCCAAAUAAGCCCGCAAAAUAUGGACUAAAAAUGUUUGCUUUAGUAGAUAGUAUUAAUUAUUACACACUCAAUAUCGAACUUUAUGCUGGUAAACAACCAGAUGGUCCAUUUUUAGUUGAUAACGCUGCAUCUUGCGUUGUAAAACGAUUAGCAAACCCAAUUUUGAAUACUGGUAGAAAUAUUACAUUUGACAAUUGGUUUACUAGUUUUCCAUUAGCAGAUUAUUUACUCCAAAAUAAAACAACUAUGGUAGGCACAGUUCGAAAAAAUAAAAGAGAAAUCCCUCCCGAAUUUCUCAUUUCAAAAGGUCGUGACUUAUAUUCGUCAUAUUUUGGUUUUUCAAAAAAUAAAUCAAUCGUGUCGUAUAAAGCUAAAUCAAAUAAAAUAGUUUUGAUAGCUUCGACAAUGCACAAUGAUAAGGCUAUUGAUAUGAAUACUGGAGAAAAAUUAAAGCCAGAAAUGAUUACGUUUUACAAUUCGACCAAAAGUGGUGUAGAUACUAUGGAUUGGAUGACUGAAAACUACAGUGUGGCAAGACAUGGUGCUCGUUGGCCUCUUACAGUAUUUUAUUCUCUACUCAAUAUCGGAGGACUAAAUUCAAUGAUUGUGUACCAAGAAAAUACGCAAGUAAAGAAAACACGUUUAGAAUUUUUGAAAUCAUUGGGUAGGCAACUUAUGGAGGAUCAACUAAAGUACAGAAUGACAAUUAGCAGUCUGCCCAGACCACUAAAAACAAGACUUCAAAAUUAUGUUACGGUUGAAAGAGAAGUGCUCCCUCAAAAGUUGAGAAGUUCGAACCGAUGUGCUUUUUGUGAAAGAGCGAAAGACAAAAAAACCACUAAAGUGUGCACCAAUUGCAUAAAGCCUAUAUGUAGAGAUCACUUGAUAGAAAUUUGCCCAGAUUGUUUUACAUUAUAA
This is a messenger RNA of Macrosiphum euphorbiae (potato aphid), 1677 nucleotides long. NCBI's taxonomy places the organism in Eukaryota, Metazoa, Arthropoda, Insecta, Hemiptera, Aphididae. The record is from the annotation of a GenBank genome assembly.